This is a messenger RNA of Perognathus longimembris pacificus (Pacific pocket mouse), 1148 nucleotides long. It is a transcript of the gene Myoz2, whose product is annotated as myozenin 2. Gene Ontology annotation, cellular component: Z disc; actin cytoskeleton. The transcript is spliced from 7 exons. The record is from RefSeq and is a predicted model, not a curated record. The coding region runs from base 140 to 985 and encodes 281 amino acids. NCBI's taxonomy places the organism in Eukaryota, Metazoa, Chordata, Mammalia, Rodentia, Heteromyidae. Gene Ontology annotation, molecular function: actin binding; telethonin binding; FATZ binding.
CAGCAUGUCCCAAACAAUGAUGGAAAAACUCUGAUAGGAAGAGAAGUCUGCAGUAAUUAGGGAGAAAAGAAGGCAAAUAGUAAAGGAGUUGCCGAUGGAACUGUAAGGAAUUUCUAACAUUGCUGUACUUAAAAUCACUAUGACUCCAUCUAGAGGAAGCCAUGACUCCAUUUUACAGGGCACAAACGCCAUGCUAUCACAUAGCACCCUGGUGAAGCAGAGGAAGCAGCCAGCAUCAGCCGUCAUGAAGGAAAGCUACAGAAAUGAUGCAGAGGGCAUGGAUCUGGGGAAAAAAGUCAGCAUCCCCAGAGACAUCAUGUUGGAAGAACUGUCCCAUCUCAGUAAUCGUGGUGCCAGACUGUUUAAGAUGCGUCAAAGAAGAUCUGACAAAUAUACAUUUGAGAAUUUCCAGUAUGAGUCUAGAGCACAAAUAAACCACAAUAUUGCUAUGCAGAAUGAGAAAGUGGACAGCAGUCCUAUGCAAGCUGGUUUACAGCAAGCGCCCCUGACUCCCCCCAACACCCCAGAUCCACGAAGCCCUCCAAACCCAGAGAGCAUAGCACCAGGAUAUGCUGGGCCCCUGAAGGAAAUUCCCCCUGAAAGAUUCAAUAGCACCGCUGUCCCCAAGUACUACCAGUCCCCCUGGGAACAGGCCAUCAGUGAAGAUCCAGAGCUCCUGGCAGCUUUGUAUCCUAAACUCUUCACACCUGAAGGAAAGGCAGAGCUGCCCGAUUACAGGAGCUUCAACAGAGUUGCCACCCCAUUUGGAGGCUUUGAAAAAGCUUCCAAAAUGGUCAAAUUCAAAGUUCCAGAUUUUGAGCUACUCCUGCUAACAGAUCCCAGGUUCAUGGCCUUUGCAAAUCCUCUCUCUGGCAGACGGUCCUUUAAUAGGACUCCGAAAGGGUGGAUAUCUGAGAAUAUUCCCAUCGUUCUAACUUCAGAACCUGCCGAGGAUGCUGCUGUGCCAGAAUCGGAAGACCUCUGAGAAGGAAGCCAUUCACACUACUGAAGCCUGUCAAAAGAAAGCUCCUCUCUCACCACCCGGCUUAUUAACAAAGCCAUUUACAUUCUUCACUAGUAGUAGUGAUUCAAUAGCAAUGAAAGAAGUUUUUUUCUGGCAUUUGGCUUCAAUCUCAGCUGAAAUACUA